AUGAUUCUGACGUGGCGACAUGUUACCAAAGCCCUUUUAAUUGUUGUCAGCGUACAUCAAGUUUGGUCGCGAAAGAGCAUUGCGACAGGCGAUCCUAAAGACUGGAAAGUGAUAGAAGCACUAGCAGAAGAGUAUCCCUUCGUGGUAGGUUUGUUGAGCGGCACUAAAGACUAUAUUUGCACGGGCAGCAUCAUCAGCAAGCGGUCUAUACUAACAUCGGGUAGCUGCGUUUCAUAUGAUCCCAAGUAUGUCCUGCUAAACACAGCCAUGUACAAUAAAAGAAUUAAUACAACGUCCAUAUUUGAGGUAGCGUACACGAAGCUCCACACAGACUACAUAUACGACUUGAAAACGUCUGAUCCUAAUGUCACCCGCAUGCACAGUAACAUAGGCUUGGUGUUUGUGCUGCCACCAAUACUGGAACUUUUUGUUAUUGCUGCCGAUGUUGGGAAUUAUUACGCUUCCGAGUUGAAAGAGAAAAAGCUAAUUGCUGUUGGGUAUGGUAGACUUGGCGCGUCUGAUACGAUAGCACUACAGCAUCAAGCGUAUCAUCAGACCCCCUGCACGAACCCUAAGUGGUACUAUUGCGUCUGCGGUAUCGAGUACUCAACGUACACGAGGACCUACACGUAUGAGUUCGGCAUAGGCGCCCCAGUGAUGCUCGGCAGCGAGCUUGUUGGCAUCACCGCUACACCCUGUGGGACCCUAUCAAUGAAAAACUUGGGCAUUAAAUAUAACAUAUUUACUGUCAUCGGGCCGUACUUGCCGUGGAUAGAUAAAUCCGAACGUCAACCAAAUGUACUUGUUCAAAUGCAAACCAUUAGUGGCAGUGGCCAGAGCGCAAGUUCAUUACUACUUCUUUGUAUAUUGAUGAUGCUUAGUAAAACGCUUUCAUGA
Messenger RNA from Spodoptera exigua (beet armyworm), 897 nucleotides. NCBI's taxonomy places the organism in Eukaryota, Metazoa, Arthropoda, Insecta, Lepidoptera, Noctuidae. The record is from the annotation of a GenBank genome assembly.